This is a messenger RNA of Haliotis rufescens (red abalone), 1748 nucleotides long. Its product is annotated as serine-rich adhesin for platelets-like. Lineage: Eukaryota; Metazoa; Mollusca; Gastropoda; Lepetellida; Haliotidae. The coding region runs from base 66 to 1661 and encodes 531 amino acids. The transcript has 6 exons. The record is from RefSeq and is a predicted model, not a curated record.
CCCGUCCUCAGCGAGAUGCAUAGGGCACGUCUCACUGUUGUCUUGUGAAGCACAUAGGAGGCAAGAUGAGUGUGUUAGUGUUGCUGGUUGUGUGGUCGUCUGUAUCAAUAUCGUCAGUGGACGGUAAAAUCACUCCCAGCUACCGGGAGGUUGAAUUCCUGUACAGCUCCAAUAAGGUGUCAUGGAGCACUGCCUGGGCCACCUGCAAGGAACAUUCAAGUAGUCAUCUCAUAAAUCUCAAGAACAGUGUCAGAAACAACGCCCUCCUUCAUUUCUUUGCAACAGCUGAUGCGACUGCAAUGGAGGGUAACAUGUGGACGGGACUUCACUACGUCCAGUCAGUGACCGGAUGGGAGUUCGUCUGGUCAGGAUGUCAUCCCUUGAAUGUUGCCUUAGCGUGGCCGGAGAACGAGCCAAGUGACCCGACCGUGUCCAGGUGCGUCACGGCCGACAAGGUAGCUCUCAUUCCGCGCACACGUGCAUGCAACUCUACGUUCCUGUUUGUCUGCCGGAGAAUAAACGGUGAUUGUUCCUACACCGACCACAAGAAAAAAAUUUGUGAUACCAAAGGAAGAAGAGUAGUGUUAGAGGGACAACUAAGUCACGGUGAAUGCCGGGACCGAUGCAGCGUGGACACCAAUGGCUCCGACUUGUGCUGGGCGUUCGAGUUUGUCAAGUCAACAAGGGCAUGCACGUUAAUCUUCUCCGCCAGUCCAUACGCCUGUGAAGCACAGGUCCGCGAUGAUGACACCGAUUCGGGAUCCAGGAACUGUUUUGUGUUUACGGACAUCACGGGGAAAAAAGAAAAGAUUGUUGACUCAGAGUAUCCUGUUUCUUCUUGCGUAACUCCAACCACCAUGACACCUACUACAUCUACAGCGACAUCGUCAUUAACAACAACGGUAUCACAAACUUCAACACAAACAAGCGCAUCAUCAGCUGCAACGACGGAAUACAGAUAUACAGAAACGGCCACUGCGACAACAACUACGACACCCAUUACAACAACAACAGCAACCUCUGACUCUGUAGCUAGCACAGAACAGACAUCUCCUGGAACGUCAUCAACGACAGCAUCUGUUGCCAUAGGAUCUGAUCCAACGACCCAUCUCUCAAUCUCGACACCUUCAUCUGCAGCAACGACCGCCACUACAUCUACAACGACGACUAUACCUUCCACUGCAACCACGGCUACAAGAGACACUGACACUCCAACAUCUACCCCAGAUACAUCAAUAGCUGCAUCUUCAGGUAAUUCGACCGGAGCAGCCUACACGCCUUCUCUCACCACCUACCUGUCUCGUCUUGAAGCCACUCUCGCCAGUUCCACAUCUGCCUCUUCCCCGGCAGUUGCCUCCCUUGGUAGGUAUGUCUACGAGGUCUGUGUGUCGGUACAGACUUUCACCGCGGCAGAAAGAAAGAGGCGAACAGACGACAUGGUUGAUGACCUCUCUCUGGACAAGAAGAACCUCUCCUCGUAUCGGAGGAAGAAGUCCAGUGCGGAAGAUGAGCGUCCGUCCGCCCAGCACGUGGGAGGAGGGGUGGCCAUCAUGCUGCUUGUUACAGCGGCGCUCAUCAUCAUCUUGCCUGACUGCACGAGCAUCUUGAUGCACGCGGUGCACAGCAUCAAGAAGAAGCAGCUCGUCGCUGCACAGCAGUAGGUAGCCAUAGGGCACAUCUAAAGCCGCCCUAAAGGAGACACUCUGUAACCCAGUGUUGUAUAAUGAGAAUAAAAAGAAGUUAAACUC